This is a messenger RNA of Zygotorulaspora mrakii, 2226 nucleotides long. RefSeq names its product Sli15p (gene SLI15). Lineage: Eukaryota; Fungi; Ascomycota; Saccharomycetes; Saccharomycetales; Saccharomycetaceae. The record is from RefSeq and is a predicted model, not a curated record. The coding region runs from base 1 to 2226 and encodes 741 amino acids. The transcript has a single exon.
AUGGAUUGGGUAAUUCAAGCAGCAAAAAAAAAAACUAAAAGACCACCCGGAGGUUCCAGGUCAAUAGUUGAGUCCCUCAAUAUCUUUAAUGAGGUAGUGAUCGAAGGCCAAUCAGAAAUAAGCUCGAUUCUCAAUGAAACAGAUCAUUGGCUGAAAAGUGAAAUAAACACAUUUAAAAUCGUGGAUACAGGAACUAGAUGUGUAGGUGAGACAAGCUCAAUGGUAAGUCCAGAAAAAACGCAGUCUACAUUUGAUAUGGACUAUAAACUUGGUUCCAGCCUUAAGAAAACAGUACAGGAAAAUGAAUGCGAAGAGAAAGAGACGCCAGAAGGAACGAAACACGAAUUUCCAAGUACGACACCAAAGUCUCUGGCAGAGGAUACUACUACGGAUUUGGUUAGAAGACUACCUGAGCAAAAGAUAGGAAGUGAGAUUCAAAAAGAUGAAAGCAACAUGCGUAGUGAAGAAACCACUAUUUGGUCACCGUUCAAACGAGAAAGAUCACUUAAAGGGACAAUGAAUGUUGGUUCGCAAAGCUUGGUAAACAGAGCCAUAGCAAAUCCACAGUCGUCACCAUCUGUGACUUUAAGAGUCCUAGAAUCUGCGAAAGAAACAGUGCGUCAUGGAGACACAAGCCCACCUACGAGAAGCUUAAAUCAGGUUGUAAAGGAUAGAUCUCAGAGAAGGUCAAACAUGUUUGUACCGCUGCCAAACAAGGACCCUCUUAUUGUUCAGCAAGCAGUUCCAGAAAUACCUGCCAUAAGUAAAACCGUUAUCCCAACUUAUACAGCUACUGCAUCUUAUAACCACUUGAAGCAGAAAAGUGAAUCUAGCAGAUCAGGAAGACUUUCAUCGUCAAACCGCGAUAUACAAUUGAUGCCAUUGAAACAAAAAAACCCAAAUAAAGAAUCUCAAACUUCGGGUCGUGAGAUUGAGAAGCUAACAUCUCUAAAAGUACCGAAAGCUACAACUAGUGUUUUUGAUCGUUUAUCCUCUCUACCGACAAAGUCCUCUGAGAACAAAAUUGCGGUUAAGCCAGCAGAAAAAAAGAUGUCAUCAUCAUCGUCAAUUGACGUGACAGGCUCACCGAUGAGAAGGACGUCUUUUUCCGUUCGAUCGAGUGCGAUUAUAGAUACGUCUAUACAGGAAACACUUAAAACCAUAUUCUCUUCAAAAAAUCGAAGUCAUGUGGAUCAGAAAUCGUACCAGGUGGCGAAACUCCGGUCUGACAAAGCUUCCAAGAAUAACAACUUACAAAAUAGCGAUAAAUACGUUCAGGAUUCUUCCCAAUCAACCAAGAAGACUCUUGUACCUGUUCACAGUACGCACCUUUCAAAUCUCAAUAAUGGUCCAAGGAAGCAAGCAAAAAGCGAGCAGCAUAUGUCUUCCAUGGUGGAAAUACCUAGUGGGAUAGCUCAUAACAGAAUAAAGUCUCCAACGCGGCAGAACAUCAACGAAACGAAGAGCGACAAAUCAGCGAGCAGCCAGACAGAAAAGUCCAUAUCUCCAAAUUCACUAACACACAGCAACUGCAUUCCAACUACCAUUCAGCCGUUAUUCGAAUCAAAUGAAGUGAGGAGUCCGUCACACGAUAAACGUGGCGAGAACAGGUCAAAGAAUCAUGAUAGGCUAACCAAGUUCCAAUUAUUACCUCCCAUCGAAUCUGAAAAGGAUGAUUUGAAACGUAAAUUAAGCAAAAGGCUCUCCGAAGUCAUGAGGACGCAACAAAAUCAACAUCGUAGGAAGCAAGAUCAACAAAAGAGAAAGUCUAAUCUCGAGGAGGAUUUCAAGAGAAGAACAAGACUUUGGAAUGAAACCAAAGGAGUUCCUCCAACGGAAAAUUCAGCAGGUCUGUCCAUUGAAGAGGACGGUAGUCCACAACACCCCGAAAAUAAUAAUAUCUUGCAUGACCUGAAUGUUGUGGACCACAGAAAUAUUAUUGGUGGAGAUUCUCGCCGAAGUGACAAUCGGUACGAUAAUGAUAACGAAUUAGCUAAUCAAACAUUGCCAGAAAUCAACUCUGAUUCGGAGGAAGAAGAAGACUAUACGAUCCCGUCUUGGGCCAGCCCUCCUUAUCUACAGCAACAGCUCUACUUACAACAAAACUGGGAUCCAAAAAAGAUUUUUGGCCCGUUACCGGCACUACAUAUCGAUCAGAUAUUUCAGAACUCCAGGUUUAGCAGAUUGAAAUCACGACAAUCGACAGCGAAAAAUAAUGCGGUUUAA